CACUGCCCACAAUGACUGUCCGCCAUGUUGCGAUAACCUUAAUGUUCCUGGUGGAAACGAAAUAGUUAGCUACAUAGUAUCUUGUCUGAUCAGUUUUGAGAAACAUAACUCAAUGCAGUCAACGUUUAUUUGAAGGUUCUUGUGCAUUCAAGACAUUUCCUCUGUUAUGGCUUCCAGUGUCCAAGAUGAUGAGUUUGAUGAGUAUGACAAGCCGGGCGCCGAGAGGUCGCGCAGAAGAAGAGGAGAGGAGGAUCUGGACAGUGAUUUGGAAGGCGACUUACUUGAAGAGGACUGGCUUACAGCCAGAAAGAACCCCUCUGAUGCCUCCGAUGAAGAGCUAAACGAUGACCUUCUGCAGAGUGACGAGGACGAAGAAAAUAUCGGUGGACAGGCUGUAUCUCUAAGCCUCAACGCCACUGCUGGACUGAGCUCCUCCUUUGGCCUCAGCGAGGAGCCCCUGGAGGACCCAGACUACUCAGGGGCCCACCAGGGCCUGGGGGAGGAGGACUACGAAGGGGGGGACGGGGCGGAGGGGUACGCGGAAGAGGGCUACGCGGAUCACUACGGCGACCACAGCGCCGGGCUGGCGGAGGACCAGGCGGAGUACGUGGGGGAGCAGGCCGAGGACGGGAUCUACCAGGACGAGGUGUUGGACAUCGGAAUCGAUGAACCUUUAGAUGACGAAUUUCAGGUGGAUGAGUACUCCGCAGGCUACAGCAGUGAGCAGCUCGAGGUGCAGGUGGAGGUGCAGGAUGUACCAGAGAGCGAGGAGGCCGCAGACUCCUCCCACUUCAUGGAGGCUGAAGAGAUGGAGAAUGAAACCGAGCAAGAGGAAGACCUCAAGGAGGAAUCUGACGAAGAGGACGACGAAGACGAAGAGUCGGGUCGGCUGCGCUUCAAAACGGAGCGAAAAGACGUCACGGUCGUGCGGCUGUCGGACGCGACCAGCAAGAGGAGGGACAUUCCGGAAACGUUAGAGCUCUCCGAGGAGGCCAAAGCCCACCUCGCCGAGUUCGAGGAGAAGGAGCGGCAGCGGAGGCAGGGCCGCUUCGGAGGGAGAGGGAGAGGAGGACGAGGAGGGAGAGGAGGAAGAGGCGGCUUCUCUGGCUUCGGCAUGCCGGACUUCAGGUGCGACGGAGGAGGAGGGAGAGGGCGGAUGAACGAACAGAGACCCCCACUCAUGCCAGUGCAGAUGGGCAUGCAGUCCCAGUCCAGGAUGCAGCCGCAGCGCCACCAGCAGCAGUACCAGCCGCCGCCGCGGGGGCCCUUCCACGAGCAGGGCCUGCAGCGGCCCCCGCCCCAGCCCCUCAUCCCCCACCACCUGUCCCACCGCUCGCCCCCCAUGCACGGCGCGCCGCUGCGCCCCCAGAUGGACCCGCCCCGCCUGCUCAGCCCCCCGCCGGCCGCCCUGUCCCCCCAGCAGCCCAAAAACAUCCACAUCAACCCCCACUUCAGAGGCCCCGCCUCCUCCCCUGCACAAGUGCCCUUGAUGCCAGUGCAGAACCAGCCCAGACCUGCUGCGGGUCCCCUGAGAUUCCCGGGACCGGCGGACUUUCAGCAGCAGCAGCAGCAGCAGCACAUGCCCGGAAACUUCAGCCAAACCCCGAGACCCCACCACCCCGAGCCCUGGAGGGGGCCCCCGCCCCCGCCCCCUCAGGAGCGGGAGCCUUUCUUCAUCGGCGAGCCAAGGUUCCCAGGACAGCAUAUGUUUGAUCAACAGAGCCCCGCUCCGCUCAUGAAUAAUAACCACCCCCAUCCUGGCCUCAAUCCCAUGGCUUUCAACCAAUCGGGGCCCGGCUUCAACCAGCAAGGGCCGCAGCCUAUGUUCCAGCGCGAGCCCAUGAGGGCCAACCUCCCGCCCCCGGGGCCCCAGGGGCCCCUGGGCAUGCCCAACCUGGGCCAGCACGGCCCGCCCAACCCCCGCCACUUCCUGCCCCAGCGGCCGCAGUUCCCCCAGCCCGGGCCGCCCCUCCCGCACCAGCACAUGCAGUACGGCAUGCAGGUACGCCCCAGAGGGCUGAUGCACCCUCCACACCAGCAAUCCCAUCAGCACGAGCCGCACGGCCCGCCCCAGCAGCAGCAGCACCCCCCCCAGCAGCGCCACGACCUGCCCCUGCAGCCCCCGCACCUGCAGCAGCACCACCACAUGCACCCCGGCGGGGACCCGCGGCCCAUCAUGCACCAGGGCCAGCAGCCCCCCUUCCGCCCGCAGAUGCACGCCAUCCAGCCGCAGGGCCACGCCCACCCCCGCAUGCAUCAGCAGCAGCACCCCCAGCCCCGCGCCAAUCCCAUCAGGCCCCGAAUGAACUCCCCCUCCCCCAUGCUGAAGCCCUCUCUGCAGCAGAUGCAGGGCCCCCCCCCAGCGCAACAGCAACCUGCGAGAGCUCCCCGUGGCCCCGCCCAGCCCGGGCUUCGGCAGCCCCCGCCCCGCCACCACGCCGCCGCGCAGGUGCGGCCCAUCGCCAGGGCCCAGCCCGCCGCCAGGCUUCCGGAGAGGACCGUGGUCCAGAAGGUGACGAAGGAGGCCCCGGUUCCCCAGCCCGAGCCUCCACAGAAGCCGCAGCCGGAGGAUCCAGAUGAGGAUGAGGAGACCAGGCUGUACAGGCUGAAGAUUGAGGAGCAGAAGAGGCUGAGGGAGGAGAUCCUGAAGCGGAAGGAGCUGAGGAGGCAGAUGCAGGCCGGCAUGAGGAAGAGGGAGCUGCUGGAGAGACUGUCCAGCCAGCAGCAGCAGCAGCAGCAGCAAGAACAGCAACAGCAGCAGCAGCAACAGCAGCAGCAACAGCAGCAACAGCAGCAACAACAGCAGCAACAUCAACAACAGCAGCACCAACAGCAGCAGCAGCACCAACAGCAGCAGCAGCAACAACACCAGCAACAUCAGCAACAACUACAGCCCCCAGACUCCACUGCGCCUUUCAAUGGCACCGGCAUGCCUGGCCCGCCCACCCCUUCCCCCGUCCCCGCCCUCAACCCCACCCCGAGCCCAGCCAACCCUCGGCAGAACGUCAAGACCCGCCUGCAGAUGGGCAGGCCCCAGGGCCAGGGCUUCCCCGGGGGGCCCCAGCAGAGCGUCCGGCCCCUGCACCCGGGCCCCGGGGCCCAGGCCCAGUGGCAGCAGAAGAAGGCCAUGAACCGUCAAGCCCCCAACAGGCCGGGGCCCCAGUUCCCGACCCCCCAGGACCAGGGCAGGCCGGCGGUGCUGGCGGCCGUGCCGGGGGCUGGGCAGGGCCCGGGGGCGGGGCAGGGCCUGGGGGCGGAGCCGAAGACCGGCGUGAAGCGGACGGUGAUGCAGCGGAGCAACAGCAGCGGGGCAGACGCCACGCAGGUCCCUCAGAAAGUGCGGGUGGUCAAGCUGCUGGGAGGGGGCUCAGAGGCCGCCGAUGGGCCCAGCUCCGUACCUCCUCCUCCGCAGCAGCAGAGGAUCCAGCAGGUUCCCCGGCAACCCCCGCCGCUCCGACAGGCCCCAAUCAGGAAGGUCACCAUGGGAACCGCCCCCCUGCAGCAGCUCCAGGCACCCAAGCCCAACCUGCAGCAGCUCGUGCCUCACGCAGGGAGGGGUGGCAUGGGCCCCCCCCAGCAGAACCGGGUGGUGGUGCAGGGCCGGGGCCGGGCGGGAGCGCUCCAGAUGGGCAGGGGCCGCGGCGCGGCCGGCAGGCAGAGCCCCUGCACCGUGUCCAUCGAGGGCCUCUCGUCGUCCACCACCGACGUCCAGCUCAAGAACCUGCUCAAGUCCAUCGGGCCCAUUCAGAUGUUCAAAAUGUUGCCGCAGCAGAGGAAAGCCGUCGCCAAAUUCGUCCACCCCCAGCACGCCUCCAGCUUCCAGCAGAGCUUCCACAGGCACAUGAUAGACCUGUCGCACAUCGAUGUUUCUCUGAUCGAUGGCUGAGCCCGCGCCGAGGACGCCCGCAGGCAGAGGUCGGGGAGAAGCGUCGAGGACCCCGACGGGAGUGCCGCCUCCACGCUGGCCGACGCCCACCAGCCGGCUUCCUGUCGGGACGGCCCGGGGGAAGGAUGGCG
Anguilla anguilla (European eel) is the source of this 4017-nucleotide messenger RNA. It is a transcript of the gene rbm33a, whose product is annotated as RNA binding motif protein 33a. The record is from RefSeq and is a predicted model, not a curated record. Lineage: Eukaryota; Metazoa; Chordata; Actinopteri; Anguilliformes; Anguillidae. Gene Ontology annotation, molecular function: RNA binding.